Molecule: messenger RNA, 456 nt
Organism: Aspergillus glaucus CBS 516.65
Lineage: Eukaryota; Fungi; Ascomycota; Eurotiomycetes; Eurotiales; Aspergillaceae
Exons: 1
Coding region: 76-345 (89 amino acids)
Source: RefSeq, a predicted model, not a curated record
UGAAUCCGAUAAUGCUUCUGAACUCAACGCCUCCGUCAGAAAGCAGACCAUCGGGCUCUACACGCAGAUUCUAGAAUGCCAGAUCCGGCUUUGCAAACAGAUUUCCGUUCGGGAUUUCUGCAGUACAUGAGAGAUGCCGUGACUGCUGAUUAUUGGAAGGCAAUCCUCACUGGUAUUCAGGGCGCUGAUGAUUCUAUUCGCAAUUUACUUCAGACCUUGUCGGAAAAGGCUGUAGGGGAAAUUGACUGCAAGGUUGAUUCAAUAUCAAAAAAGGUAGACGACUCACUGGCGCUGGCUUUGGAUAUAAAAUAUGGCAUUAUUUUUAAGUCCCAGAGUCCCUGGUAGAUUACCGAACAAGCUAACUCUGUAUAAGGCUCAAAGCAACAGACAACUAUUGGGCUAACUCCCCGCUGUUACGCGGGCUGUAUAUGGUUCUUAUGAGCAAGAUCGAGGAAC